UGACAAAGUUGUCGUGCUAGCCAAGCGUUGCUGUUACUGAAAUGACGAACGUUCGAUUACUUUCCUUGAAGAAACUGGCUUUCGGGAAACCUGAUUACGUUAUCUCAAAAAAAUUUUUAAAGUUUGCCGCAUCAAGUUGUAUGUGGAAGUCUGAUGAUGGGUUUCUGGCAGCCAGUCUCAAACCUUAGAGAAUAUGUAUCCCAUAAUCCUCCAGGAGCAACCUUUUUCCUGUGUCUGUUGAGUCUGGCUAUCUCAUUCAUCUGCCUCAACAUUUACAGCAGUACUCACAUUCUGCCUAACCCUGACGUGGAAAAGGACUGGAACCAUCUCUUCUCCUCCUUAUCUCAAUUCCAGCUGUGUGUGAAAGAAAAUGCAAGUUCAUUUGCAGAGGUUUCCUCCAAUUCUCCACUUUUGAUGGAGCAGGGGAAGGAUCAAAUGACUUCCGUUAACUCAACAAAGAGUUCUACUUCUAUCACUGUUUUGCAUCUCAGGGUUCCCCUGACUGUGACUACCAGCUCACCAAAUGGCUUGCUGAAAGAUGUUGGUUUAUUCACUACUUUAAAAGCAAGUCAACUUUAUCUUGAAGACAAAGACCAUUUUAAUUUGACACUGGAGAUUGUGCCUGGAAACAGCAGCCACACUUGCCUCUCCAUAAGGGCUGCAACACACCUCCUGCCCAUGAAUCUACUUCCACCAGAGUGCCCUGCAUCAGGGAGAAAUAUUUCAACCAUCCAUGUAGAAGCACGCAAUCAGCAGCCGUCAGCAUCACAAACCUGCUACAGUCUUCACUCCAAGAAUGACCCUGAACUUACUGUGAUGUUAACACCGGAGGAGCAAAGUGUGGCAGCACAACAUGUGCUGGAAGUCAGCAUGUGUCUGCUUGUAGUUUGUUUGAUGCUCUGUUUAGCUGCAAGUCGGCCACAUUCGCUCACACAGCACCAUCCCUGGAAGGAACUGGACCUCCAAAAUGAGCCCUUGAUUGACAGCUGAAUAAUUUUCAUCCUUCAAGGAUGAAGAAAUCAGCAAGUGAAUGAAAGAAGACAAAGUACAAUAUUACUUGUCAGCUAGCAUCCCACAGGGUAUACAAAAGACACAUCUUUACAUGUUGAGGGGAGUGCUGUUUGCUUUGUGAAAACAGUGAUACGAUGUCUUUUUUCCCUCUGGUGAAAAACUCUAAAUCAUGAUAAAUUAACCCUGUAUUAUAAUCAGGGUUACAUCAAGUUUGGUUGGUUUCAUUUGGAUACCAAGUAUUAAUAUAACCUUUAGCUAUUUCCAAAUUUGAUUUACAGAAGCUGCCAAACCAGCACAUUUGAGUCCCUAUUAAAUCAACAUUGCAGGACACGUUUCCCAACUUAAUGAAUGUGCAAUAUAUGUAACUGUAAUGGGACCAUAUUCCCAAGAUUUAACUAUUUAGGUAAUGCCUGCAUCAUUGUCUAUCAUGUGCAGUGCCUGUUUACCUCACCUCUCCAAGUAAGUCUCAAUAAACGGGAAAAAUAAUAAUAAUAUUGAAUGUAAGAAAAUUUCUUUUGAAAUUUUAUGGGUCUAAAUGUGUUUGAAUGGACUGAACAAUUUUGAUAGUCAGCUUUUACAAAUUUCCUUUGGAAUUUUUCAAUUUUCCAUUUGGGAUUAAUAAAAUACUUCUACCUUUUUAAUUUAUUUUACUUUAUUUCUUUAUUUUAUUUCUCACCAGAUUCAGUAUCAAUAAUCUACAACUUUAUUAUUCUUAUGUCUACCUGAAUGAAUAAUUGGAGUUAACAUUGUUGAUACAUUUAAAUGUCUCUUCUUUAAAGAUUAAUUAAAUUUGUUUUGAUACAUUAAAAUGAACUUUUGAAUUAGUAAUGUAAAAUUAACUUAUAACUAAGGUAGGUCAAAUUAAAAACUACAAAUAUUAUGAAUUGAUUUAUGCAACCAGAAAUAUGACUGCAAUCACAUUUUCUUAGACAUGGUUUCCUUGCUUUAGGAACCUCAAAAAAUGUUUUCAUUUCUAUUGUAAUUUUAAAUACAGUGUAAUCAUUGAAUUAGAUCCUUUGUAAAUUCAUGUUUAAUUUUUAGAUCUCCCAUUUGAAUAAAGAUAUAUGUAUGCA
Messenger RNA from Melanotaenia boesemani (Boeseman's rainbowfish), 2084 nucleotides. RefSeq lists its product as uncharacterized. The record is from RefSeq and is a predicted model, not a curated record. The coding region runs from base 154 to 990 and encodes 278 amino acids. Lineage: Eukaryota; Metazoa; Chordata; Actinopteri; Atheriniformes; Melanotaeniidae. The transcript is spliced from 7 exons.